Messenger RNA from Symbiodinium natans, 1413 nucleotides. Lineage: Eukaryota; Dinophyceae; Suessiales; Symbiodiniaceae. The record is from the annotation of a GenBank genome assembly.
AUGGCCGAGAGCGGGGAGGGCUGGAGCGCUACAGAGGCUUUUGCUUCUGGGAGUCAUGCCUGGAGCCUUGAUGACAUCGUUUUCCUUCCCGGCUCGGGAACCGAGAAGGUGCCCAAUCUGUCCUGUCGCAUCACAAAGAACAUGAAGCUGGGCAGGCCAGUGCUGAGCGGCCCGAGCCAAAUUUCAGAGGAAGGCAUGGCAAUGGCUCUGGCCCUGGAAGGUGGCCUCGGAAUUAUCCACAGGCACAUGCCAGUGGCUACACAAGCCACCAAGGUUCGCCGGGUGAAGCAAUAUCACUCGGGUUUCAUCUUGAACCCGACGUGUGUCGCACCGAAGACCACCCUCCAGAAGGCAAGAAGCAUUCAGGCCGAGCUUGGUUGCAGCAGCCUGCCCGUCACAGAGAAUGGCAGAAUGGGCGGGCGUUUGGUGGGCCUGGUCACCAAGAGAGACCUGGAAGGGCAGCAAGGGAACCUGCUUGUCGCGUCUGUCAUGAAUCGCGAUGUGGUCUUUGUGCAAGAGCCCGUCACGCUGAAGAACGCUUGUGUACACAUGCAGCAAGCGAAGGUGUCAAAGCUGCCCGUGCUGAACAAGGACAUGGAGCUGGUGGCCCUUCUUUGCCGGGGUGAUAUGAAAAUCGCCGAGCAACAUCCCAUGGCAUCCAGGGAUGCGAACAGGCAACUCAUGGUUGCGGCUGCAGUGUCUGCGCAUGAAUCGGACGGCUGGGAGCGCGUGAAGGCCAUGGUGGAGGCUGGCGCUGAUGUGCUGAGCCUGGACGUGGACGAGGGUGUCGACCAAUAUGUUGUCGCUUUUCUCAAGCAAAUGAAGGACAUGUUUGCCGGAAUCGAUGUCAUCGUUGGCCCAGUGAACUGCCUCCGCCAGGCGACGCUGCUUUGCGAACAUGGUGCUGAUGCCGUGCGAGUUGGAAAUGCCAAAGGCGCAGAAGCCACGACAAUCUUCGAGAUCUCCAGGUCCCUUCGCUCCACCUUUGGGGUGCCGGUCAUCGCAGAUGUAGGGGUCCGGGACUCAGGGCAGAUUCUGAAGGCUCUUCUGCUCGGCGCAAAUGCGGUGUGUCUCGAUACAAUGCUCGAGCGAUGCGAGGAGGCGUGCGGUCUUCACAUCUUCCGAGAAGGUGUGCGGGUUAGAAUGGAGCCCCACCAAGGAGAUCGUGUUGUUGCAAGCGGCGUGCCAAUGACAGUAGUUGAUCGGGGCUCAGCGCUGACAUUCCUGCCUUUCCUGUUCAACCAGCUGCGGCGAAGUCUUCAGGAUCUUGACAUCGACUCGCUUGGCGAAAUCUCGAAGGCUCUGGAGCAGGGCAAGUUGCGUCUAGAAGCUCAACAGCCGAGCUUUCCAGAUUCGUGGCAGGCACCGAAGAUGUAUCCCAUCAUUGCGGGCGGGCUCCACUCCAUCCGCUGA